Messenger RNA from Vespa mandarinia (Asian giant hornet), 1991 nucleotides. RefSeq lists its product as uncharacterized. The record is from RefSeq and is a predicted model, not a curated record. Gene Ontology annotation, molecular function: ubiquitin protein ligase activity; zinc ion binding. Gene Ontology annotation, biological process: replication fork processing; protein ubiquitination. Gene Ontology annotation, cellular component: nucleus; site of DNA damage. Lineage: Eukaryota; Metazoa; Arthropoda; Insecta; Hymenoptera; Vespidae.
AUCGAUUCUACGUCUUUCACGACAGGUUGGCCAAUCCUCGUCUAUCCCAACGCUCCUGAUUUACUUACACAACCUGAUGAUAUUUUCUAUACAAGAUGCGGACAUGUCUUUCAUUUUAAAUGCCUUAGCCAGUGGCUAGAGAGGUCAAAAACUUGCCCACAAUGCAGGGAAAAAGUAACGCACAAUCGUAUUCACAGAUUAUAUCUGACUGUGUCGAACGAAACUACGGUGGAAAGUGAUCCUUAUACCCAAGAUAAACUUGCGAGCCUCAAGUUUCAAAUUCUGUUGAAAGAAAAGGAUAUAAAUUAUUUCAUGUCCAAAAACAGUACGUUAGAGAAACAAAAUGCAGGCCUGAGAAGGGAGGUAAGGAAAUUGGAGAGCGAAACCAAAGAGAAAAACUCUGCUAUAUAUGCGUUGAAGGAACAGACCAAAUAUUUUAAGGAACAACUCGUGGGAUAUGAAAGCGCCAAGAAAGAAAUUAUACAAUUGAAGAAAAAACUUGAAGAACUGAGAAAUAUACAAAUGUUAUUGGACGCACCAAUUGAAGACGUUAAAGAUAUAAUUGGAAGGGAUAAAGAUCCUGCUACUCUUCUGACAUACAUAACCAUCAUGAAAAAAGAAACUAUAUCUAAUUUGAACAAGAUCAAAUGUUUAAAGAUUAAAAUGAAGAAUCUUCAAGAUGAACAUGCCAAAUUAACUAUGACAUCUUCGCAAUGUUAUUCCAACAACAGAUUACUCAAAGAGUUUACAAAUUGUAAAAAAGAAAAAUUGGCGUUACAAACGAGAGUCAACGAACUCGAAAAGAUUCUUGGUAUUGCAGAAAGUUCCGAUCAUGUGGUUACGGGCACACUGAAAAAUGUCAAAGGAAAAGAUGAAGUUACGCAAGAGGAAUGCUUGGUUAGUGCUACAUUAAAAAAAUCAGUUGUUAAGAAGAGGACGCAUACAAUUUCUUCUCCGACAAAGCAUAACAGAGAACAUAUUGUAUCAAAGAGUAAUAUAGAAAAGAACGAUGCGUCUUCUUCGAUCGUAGAGAUAAUGGAUAAUGAAUGCUCGAAAAACUAUUCCAAAUUAAGGAACUUGGACAGUGAUACUUCUAUACCCUUAAAGAAAACUAGGUUCUCUAAAAUGCAUGAGAAAACCAAUGAUGAAAAUGAUGUGCUUCUUGAUAAUAGCAUUGAAAAUCUAUUACAUAUAUGUAAACAUGCUGAUACAAGUACAAAUGCGGUCUCGAAGGCAUUUAAAGAAAAAAAUGAAAGAGAAAAAUCAAGUAAAAUGAAACAUCAUGAAGACAUUAUCGAUUUAACAUAAUACUCUCUUGCAUACACGUGAUUAAUCGUAAUAGUAUUCCUAAUUCAUAAUUUUUUUAUAGUACAGUAUUUUUCACUCCUGAUCUGAUUUGUUGCCCAACUAGUAAAUUAAGGGAUGUUUUGACAAUUGAUACGUGCAUGUAUGCGUGCGUGCGUGCGUAGAUAUACAUCAUUAUGCAAAAGCAAAAAAAACUAUAGUACCUUUAUCAAUAAUAAUAACGGAGAACAUAUAUUUUUCUUAUAUAUCGUCGUUGUCGUCGUUGUCAUCGUUGUCGUCGUCGUCAUCAGAUGAGAGGAAAUGCUGCUCCAACGAAAUUUUCAUUAUUUCGUUGCCACGUAUACGUUUGGAUAUUAAAUUUAUGCCCAGCGAAGGAGAUUCUGCACUUUGCAUUUGGUCUGGCAUAAAAACAUAGCGUAUAAACUGCCAUAUCUAAUUCUGGUAAUGUUCCAAUGAACAUAGUCGACGCUUUAUAUUGCUCUUUAUAAUUGAAAUGUAAUUUUGCGAGUGCAGCUUUCUGGAAAAGGAAAUUUCUUUAUUAACGAGUAUAGUAGGUAGAUACGAGAAAGAUUUUCAUUUUAAAAAUAACUGACAUUAUCGAGAAGAACUUUGCGCCCAUAACCGAGAUAAUUGAGAUUAUUUAAUGAUUCUUGCUUAGCAAAAUAGAUCCAAUUGUGUAGGCCGAC